CAGCAGUGAUACUUCCUGGUUUGUUUUCCGAGCUGAAGUGGAACCAAACGCCCAAAUAUCAUGAUGCAUCUAUCUAGGGUGGGAAUUUACAUGAAGAGGAGAAAGCGGGGCUGCUCUCAAGCCUGAACACUUCUGUCUUCCUCCAUCUGGACAUCGCUGUCUCUGCCUUUUCAGAUCGCCGCUCAUCCCCUCUCCCUCGCCAACAUGCUGUGUUGGGGUAAUGCAAAAGAAGGACAGUUGGGUAUCGGUGUGGAGAGGAACCCCAUGUUUGAGCCCAGGAGCUGUCAGGUGUUCAGUGGCAGGGGACUGAUAGAGGUAGCGUGUGGAGGACAACACUCAAUGUUCCUGCUGUAUGACGGCAGUGUGUACACAUGUGGCUCUAACAGCUGUGGGCAGCUGGGCCAUGACAAACCAGGGACUUCCCCAGAGUUAGUAGGAGCUCUGGACACUCAGAAGAUAACAAUGGUGUCGUGUGGUCAGGCCCACUCUAUGGCGGUGAAUGAGCAGGGCCAGGUGUUUGCCUGGGGAGCUGGUGAAGGCGGCCAGCUUGGUCUGGGGACUGCAGAGGCGGCCGUUCGAAUCCCAAGGUUGGUCAAAAGGCUGUGCGACCACCGCAUCUCUCAAGUCAUGUGUGGGAAUCAACACUGCAUUGCACUUUCCAGAGAUGGCCAGCUGUUCACAUGGGGCCAGAACACCAGCGGUCAGCUCGGUCUGGGGAAAGGAGAGCCCAGCAAGCUGUUCCCUCAUCCACUGAAGUCUCUGGCGGGAAUUCCCUUGGCACAGAUCACAGCUGGAGGAGAUCACAGCUUUGCACUUUCUUUGUCGGGAGCUGUGUUCGGUUGGGGAAAGAACAGAGCGGGACAGCUGGGUCUCAAUGAUAAACAAGAUCGCGCUGUCCCUUGCCACAUUAAAUUUUUGAGAUCUCAAAAAGUUGUUUACAUCAGCUGCGGAGAUGAACAUACAGCGGCACUCACAAAGGAUGGUGGUUUGUUCACAUUUGGUGAUGGCUCGUGGGGUCAGUUGGGGCACGCCUCCACCAAUAAUGAACUUUUACCCAGACGAGUGCUGGAGCUCAUGGGCACUGAGGUGUCCCAGAUCACCUGUGGCAGGCACCACACGUUGGCAUUCGUGCCUUCCUCUGGUAUGGUGUACGCAUUUGGUUGUAACAGCCAUGGCCAGCUGGGUACAGGAGUACUGGGAGAUGCCAGAAGCCCGUCUCCUGCCAAGACCAGUAUUCUAACUGGUAAUUCAAAUAAAACAGAAUUGAAACAAUGUACAGUGACCAAAAUCAUCUGUGGAGGAGAUCAUAGUUUCUUAUUGUACUCUAAUGAGCAGAGUUCAACCCCCCCAGAAGACUUCAGAGUGAUUAAUAUCAGUAAAACUCUUUCUCCAAUUAAUUAUGAAAGACUAAAUUCGUGGAGGUUAAAGCUGAUGUAUACCACAGAUUCUAGUGUCAAAAAUGAGAUCAUAAUCCAACUCUCCUCUACGGCUUGCUGGAACGCCAGCUUCUUGGACCAAAGCGAUGACGCCCACUUCAAAACCAACCCAAAGAUCCCAGGAAUCGAUCUCAACUCUGUCAGAACGCUAUUUGAUACACUCAGUGAACCAGCCUUCUCUGGACUUCUGGAGCAGGCCAGCAAGAGUUUUGAGAGUCUGUUGAUCCCUCAGCUUCCCCGAUCUCCUCCUGAUGUCGAGGCCAUGAGGAUCUACCUCAUCUUGUCUGAGUACCCGGCUCUGCAGGACUCCAAGAACUACAUUCGCCUCACCAUUCCCCUGGCAAUGGCCAUCCUCCGGCUAGACGCCAACCCCAGCAAAGUAUUGGAUAACUGGUGGGGCUUAGUGGACGGCAGUGUGUUUAUCAGAAUGGUCGACAUGUACAAGAGCAUCGUUGUGUUCAUGCUAAUGGCUGGCAAGACCCUGCUGGUACCUGUGUUCUACGAGAACUAUUUUCUCGCCACGCUAAGGCUGCUGGAGAAACUCCACAAGGUCAACUUAAAGGCCCACCAUGUGGAGUACAACCGCUUUUAUAUCCCUGACAUCACCAGCCUGGUGGACAUCCAGGAAGACUACCUCAAGUGGUUUCUGAGUAAAGCUGAAAUUAAAAUGGGAUCGUCUCCUACGCAGAGUGACUUCCCUCCAGUGAACCUAUGUGCCUACCCGUUCAUACUGAACGCUCAAGCCAAGACAACCAUGCUGCAAACAGACGCUGAACUGCAAAUGCAGAUGGCAGUAAGCGGUGCAAACCUACACAAUGUCUUAAUGCUACUGACACUGGAGCCCCACCUCGCUAGGAAUCCUUACCUGGUGCUCCACGUGCGCAGGAACCAUUUAGUCAGCGACACGUUACGAGAGCUCACCAUGUACUCUGAUGUGGACCUCAAGAAACCGCUCAAGGUGAUCUUUGAUGGAGAGGAGGCUGUAGACGCAGGCGGAGUAACAAAGGAGUUCUUCCUGCUGCUGUUAAAGGAGCUGAUGGAUCCUGUAUAUGGGAUGUUCACUCAUUAUAAAGACUCCAACCUUCUGUGGUUCUCAGAUAAAUGUUUUGUGGAGCACAACUGGUUUCACCUGAUCGGGAUCAUCUGCGGUCUGGCCAUCUAUAAUUCCACAGUGGUGGACCUCCAUUUCCCGCUGGCUCUCUAUAAGAAGCUGCUGGACGUGGCGCCGACACUGGAGGACUUCAUGGAGCUCUCGCCCACCGAGGCCAGGAGUCUACAACAACUUCUAGACUAUGAAGGAAGUGAUGUGGAGGAGACGUUUCUUCUCAAUUUCGCUAUCACGAGAGAGAACUACGGGUUGACAGAAGUGAAGGAGCUCGUCCCUGGAGGAGAGAGUGUCUGCGUGGACAAAAACAACAGGAAAGAGUUUGUGGAGGCCUACCUGCGCUACACGUUCUCAGACUCGGCGAGUGAGCAGUACUCGGCCUUCUCGUCAGGCUUCCUGAAGGUGUGCGGAGGGGAGAUCCUCUGUCUGUUCCAGCCCUCUGAGCUGAUGGCCAUGGUGGUCGGCAACAACAACUACAACUGGGAGGAGAUGGAGAAGAACGCCAGCUACAAAGGGGAGUAUUCAGCCACUCAUCCAACAGUCCAAUUGUUCUGGGAGGUCUUUCACGAGUUCCCUCUGGAGAAAAAGAAGCAGUUCUUAUUGUUCCUGACCGGCAGCGAUCGUAUUCCCAUCCACGGCAUGGAGAGCCUGCGUAUCGUCAUCCAGUCCACAACGGCAGAGGAGCACUACCUGCCGGUGGCCCACACCUGCUACAACCUGCUGGACAUGCCCCGCUACAAGACCAAAGACACCCUGCGCCGCCGCCUCACGCAGGCCGUGGAGCAGUACGAGGGCUUCAGCCUGGUCUGAUCAGCGGAGGAGAUCCUCAUAGGCACUUUUUCUUAGCAAUACGCCCGACCGCUCGCUCGCCUGCCUGCGUCUGUGUCAGCAGAGACUUUUGGGAGGAGAUUACGUCUCUUUCUGUGCUCUCACAAGAUUGUUACGCAUCUCAUAUCUUAAAAAGGUCUAUCGAUGUAAAUGCAGAGUAUUAUUGUUUUUAUUGCUUUGGGCAAAGUUUCUCAACCUUUCAGGACCGUUUGAUGAUUUUAAAGCUGAUUCAUUGAUUAAAAAGAACAUAAAUGUAGAUCAUGGUGAUGAUCAUAUGAGAGCUUCUAAUUACUGGGAUCAGGAGAAGUUUGGGACCUAAAAUUAAGGGCCGCAGAAAGUUGAGAAACUCUGGCUUUUAGUGUUAGUGUUUUUUUUUUUUCUUCUGUUCCCUUUUUUUUUCAUUGCAAAGUUGUGUAUUUUAUAUUCAACUCCUUAAAUACAAUUUUUCACCUUUAAAUAAUUAUGUUAUUACCUUGAGACAAUAUAAGCUUUUUGUUAUUUUUAAUUUAUUAAAUAGAGUUGUUAUUUUUUGACAAAAUAGAAAUGUAUACUUCUGUAAAUAGCACUUUGAAUAUAUAUAACCUUUGCCCUUGACGUUGGGAGGAGGGGUGCCUGCAGCGCCGAUCCUUUUAAAUCUGGACACCAGCACGUCCUCUCUGCCUGACUGUAAAAUACAAAAAAAAGACACAAGGAGUAUCAGAGCGAGCAGACGGGUGCAGGAUGAAAACAUUAAUAUUAUUUGCAAUCCGUCUUUUUUUUUGUUUUUCUUUUCUUUUGUUUGGCUGUGGAUCACAGAGCAGCUGACCUGCAUUCAACAGUGUUGCCUUCUACAUCAAAAACCCACAAACUGAACGGACGCAAGAAACUUUUUACCGCCUGAGUUUUUGUUGGAUGUCGUCUGUGUGCAUGUUGUUGAGUGAAAGCAAAAAAAUCCCUGACUGUCAUUUAAAUUUAAAUAUAAAAAAAUUAGAAUUAAAUACUUAUUAGUUUUAAUAUUGAAGUCGCAGAAAAGUAAUUAUUUAAUACCAAAUAAAACACAGUACGUGUAUAUUCAGCAGUGUGAGCACAUAUUACACCUGAUGCUCCAAGACUUGCCCUGUUACUCUUCUAUUUAUUCCUACAGUCAAACCUUUAAUCAAAAUGAUGUUUAAUUAGGUCGUGCAUUGGCGUGAAGUGUGUGUAAAUGCUCUUGCAUAUAUAUACAUAUAUAUAAAUAUAUAUAUAUAUAAACAUAUAUUUUUUAUAUAUUUCAUACAUGACUUGAUGUGUCCUGACUCACACGUCCGUUCAGCAAUAACAGCUCAGUAAUUCAGAGCUUGUUGAGUUUUUCCUCUGAAGGUCUGAAACACUUGACUCUCUCUGAGGCUCCACACUGCAUGUACACACACACACACACACACACACACAUACACACACUCAUGUACAGCCCAUAUCUGUCCUGAUAAAUAAAGCUGAUUUAUCCUGCAGACUUUAGUUCUAUGCAAAGGUUUGUGCAGCCCUCAACUUUUUUGCACCUUUUAAUGUGCUAUAAAAAAAAAAUGCAAUGAUUAUCUUUUUUUUUCUUUUUUGCAUAUUUGUCUGAAUUCUUCAUAUUGUUGAGUUCUCUGUUGCAGCCGACUUUUUAAAUUAAA
Messenger RNA from Scomber japonicus (chub mackerel), 5000 nucleotides. It is a transcript of the gene herc3, whose product is annotated as HECT and RLD domain containing E3 ubiquitin protein ligase 3. The transcript is spliced from 25 exons. Lineage: Eukaryota; Metazoa; Chordata; Actinopteri; Scombriformes; Scombridae. The record is from RefSeq and is a predicted model, not a curated record. Gene Ontology annotation, molecular function: ubiquitin-protein transferase activity. The coding region runs from base 205 to 3351 and encodes 1048 amino acids.